AGGGUUUCCGAGCCCCCAGCCUAGAUUUGCUGCUGCUGUUGGUCGUUGUCUUACGUACGUGCCUACCUAGUCUCAGAGCAGUCUAAUAGAGUCUUGUCCCCGCUCCCCCCGCCGCGCUGGUGGUUUGCAAAGUGGGAAAACAAAGCUGGCUGGCUUGGAGAGCUCUUUUUAAAAUCUGCCCCAAGAUCCUUCUUCUCCCUCCCCGGGCCAGACUCCGCAUCCUUCCCCAACUUCCUCUUGGCUGAGCUGAGCAGCCAUUGUCAAAACACAGGUCAGCACCAGCGCUCAGGUGCUACACGUAUACGACCCCGAGUGGAUUCACUGAGCCGGGAAGAACACCAAAAAGACAAGAAGAAAAGAAGGAAACAGACAGACACACACGCAUACAUACACACACAGGCAGCCACAAACCAUGAGCGACGUCCCCGGAGCAGGAGGACUCGGCGGAGGAGGCAUCACCGACCCAAAGUCGGACCCCCAGUACAUCCAGUUCAAGGCCCUUCCCGCCGACUCGGGCAAGCUGAACCGCUGGAGCAGCGAGGUCACGCGCGGCCAUGAGUUCCCCGGUGCUCAGGCCAUGCUGUACGCCGCCGGAGUGCCCGACGAGGACAUGAUGAAGAAUGCGCCACAGGUGGGCAUCUCGACCGUCUGGUGGGAAGGGAAUCCUUGCAACACUCACCUACUCGAGUUUGGCAAGAUUGUCAAGAAGUCGGUCGAGAAGCAAAAGAUGCUGGCGUGGCAGUACAACGCAGUGGGCGUGUCCGACGCCAUCACCAUGGGUGGUGAGGGCAUGCGAUACUCUUUGCAAUCCCGCGACCUCAUUGCCGACAGCAUCGAGACGGUCACGUGCGCGCAACGCCACGACGCCAACAUCUCGAUCCCGGGCUGCGACAAGAACAUGCCCGGCGUGGUCAUGGCGGCGGCGCGGCACAACCGGCCCUUCAUCAUGAUCUACGGCGGCACGAUCCGCAAGGGCUACUCGCAGCUGCUCGAGCGCGAGAUCAACGUGAGCACGUGUUACGAGGCCGCGGGCGCCUUUGCGUACGGCAAGCUCCAGGCCAAGACGAACCCGGGCGCCCCCGGCCGCACGCCUAGUGACGUCAUGUCGGACCUCGAGCAGCACGCGUGCCCCGGCGCCGGCGCGUGCGGCGGCAUGUACACGGCCAACACGAUGGCGACGGCCAUCGAGGCCAUGGGGCUCACCCUGCCGGGAUCCUCGUCGUACCCGGCGCUCUCGCCCGAGAAGGCGCGAGAGUGCGAGCGGGCGGGCGAGGUCAUCAAGACGACCAUGGCCAAGGACAUCCGGCCGCGGGACCUGCUGACCAAGGAGGCGUUUGAGAACGCGCUCGUCAUCACCAUGAUCCUGGGCGGCUCGACCAACGGCGUGCUGCACUUCCUGGCCAUGGCCAACACGGCCGAGGUGGGCCUGACGAUCGACGACGUGCAGCGCGUCAGCGACAAGACGCCCUUCCUGGCGGACCUGCAGCCCUCGGGCAAGUACAUGAUGGAGGACCUGUACAAGGUCGGGGGCACGCCGUCUGUGCUCAAGAUGCUGAUUGCGGCGGGGCGCAUCAACGGCGACAUCAUGACGGUCACGGGCAAGACGCUGGCCGAGAACGUGGCCGACUGGCCGAGCCUGCCGCCGGACCAGAAGAUCAUCCGGCCGCUGUCGGACCCGAUCAAGGCGUCGGGCCACAUCCGGAUCCUGCGGGGCAACUUUGCGCCAGAGGGCGCGGUGGCCAAGAUCACGGGCAAGGAAGGGCUGAGCUUUGAGGGCAAGGCCAAGGUGUUCAACGAGGAGCAGGAGCUCAACGAGGCGCUGAGCCGGGGUGAGAUACCGCCGGGAGACAAGCUGGUGCUGGUGGUGCGGUACGAGGGCCCCAAGGGCGGGCCGGGGAUGCCGGAGCAGCUGCGGGCGUCGGCGGCCAUCAUGGGCGCGGGGCUCAAGAACAUUGCGCUGGUGACGGACGGGCGGUACAGCGGCGCGAGCCACGGCUUCAUUGUCGGGCACGUGACACCCGAGGCGGCGCGGGGCGGGCCGAUUGCGCUGGUAAGGGACGGCGACACGAUCCUGAUUGACGCGGUGACGAACCGCAUCGACAUUACCAAUGUGGACGACGCGGAGCUGGAGCGUAGGCGUAGCGAGUGGGUGGCGCCGCCGCCACGGGUGCGCAGAGGCGUGCUGGCAAAGUAUGCCCGCCUCGUCGGCGACGCGUCCCACGGCGCGGUGACGGAUCAGUGGGACGACUGAGCAUCGUGAUGAUGUUGAUGGUUUGCGAUGUUGCUAAGAGGGGGUGGGUGAAGUGCAACAAUCUGCUGCUGUAGAUGGGCCAGAAGUUGAGAACUGCAGAACUUUGUAGGUUCAGGAAUGAAGCAAAAAAGAAUGAGAUAUCAGGUCUACACAGCGA
This is a messenger RNA of Microdochium trichocladiopsis, 2408 nucleotides long. RefSeq names its product dihydroxy-acid dehydratase. NCBI's taxonomy places the organism in Eukaryota, Fungi, Ascomycota, Sordariomycetes, Xylariales, Microdochiaceae. Gene Ontology annotation, molecular function: dihydroxy-acid dehydratase activity. Gene Ontology annotation, biological process: branched-chain amino acid biosynthetic process. The transcript has 5 exons. Gene Ontology annotation, cellular component: mitochondrion. The coding region runs from base 413 to 2251 and encodes 612 amino acids. The record is from RefSeq and is a predicted model, not a curated record.